Molecule: messenger RNA, 2036 nt
Organism: Pocillopora verrucosa
Lineage: Eukaryota; Metazoa; Cnidaria; Anthozoa; Scleractinia; Pocilloporidae
Biological process (GO): regulation of intracellular pH
Cellular component (GO): membrane; vacuole
Source: RefSeq, a predicted model, not a curated record
GAUUACACAAUAUAAGGAUCAGGUAAAAGCUUUUUUGACAAAAUUUUAAAGCAUCUGAGCACUGUCAAACAAGAAUUUCGAUUGUGGCUAAUGACUAUGGGCGAUCACAAUAACCUUCAAGUGGGUAAAGAAACACCGGCUUCAGACACAAAGUCAAGGUGGCUUAAUACUUUCUGUUUCUACAUCUUUGGUUUUUUCACCUACUUCAGCGUAGAAAUGUUCGUCAUAGGAACGCAGGAUAUCCUGAGCGGCAGGAACAUUCCGACCGCUAUUUUGAUCACUUGCUUUGAAGGUCCUUUAGUGAUGUCCAAACUAGUCAUUCCUUGGUUUCAGGAGAAGAUUCCCUACGUGGUGAAGGCGUUCUUUAUCGCAUUCUUUAUGAUUCUUGGAUUGUCUAUAGUCGUUUUCGCAAACGACUUCAGAGUGAAAAUUUUAGGAGUCGGGCUAAACGCCAUGGCUGCUGGAGCUAACGAAGCCACCUUCCUUGCGCUGGCUUCGUUCUACCCAAAGCUAUGUAUCAGCGCGUUCGUCUCUGGUACUGGAUCGGGUUGUCUGAUUGCCGCUCUUUACUACAUGGCUCUCACGACUUGGACUUGCUUAUCUCCUAAGACCACCAUGAUGAUAACAAUUCCCCUUCCUCUGGCAGUUUUGAUCUUUUACGCAUUGCUGAACAAAGAAUUUCUCCCAAACAGCUCUCAAAGCAGCCCCAUGAAGCUCAAACACGUUAAAUACUCCACUGUAGGAUCCACUUCUGACACCAUGGAUCAGGAUGCGCCAACUCGCCAAAAACUAACAUGUGGCGAAAUGCUUAACAUCGCAUGGAAAAUUAGUUCAGUUGGUAUUUCUCUAUUGUUGAGUUUUUCUGCUGAGUAUAUCUCAACGGUAUCCGUGCUUACGACGAUUUCUUUUCCUAAGUCACAAUUUCUCCCCCGCGAUCAUUUCCUUAUUUAUCUGCUGUCGUACUACAUCGGUAGAUUUGUCGGUCGAAGCUAUUUACUUUUAUUUGCUUGGCUGCCUUCUGAUAUGACGGAAUUCCUUCGCUGCAAUAAAACCUGGAUUUUCACAAUGCUGCAGUUGGUGCAACUGACGUUCUUAAUAUUGGAUUCGUUGUACCAUUUCGUCCCGUACAUCUGGAUAAUAAUCUGUGUUUGUUCAUCUCUUGGUCUAAUCGGCGGAAUAAUAAGCAUGAACGCACCCCAUGCAGUUGGGCAGCACGAUAAAUCCGAGGAGAAAGAGUUUGCUUUAGGACUGGUGUCAGUUGGUUCAUCUAUGGGUAUAUUAGUGGGUGCCCUGAUUGGCCUGGCUGUGGAAUCGAGUCUUAGAAAGCAUUGUGUCGAGCAUUACCCAGACACCAAAGAGUUCUGCUUCACAAGAUAUCAAGACACCACUGGCUGGGAAACUAAUAUUCACUGUUAAAGCCUGUUAUAUAUUCUGACGCUUUGGAGCAUACGCGCUCUUAAAGCCAAAGCCAACCAGCUAAACAAACAACCUAACUGACCAAUAGACAAAGGUCCAAUCAAAACUUCGUUUGUAUUAAUUUUUAUGAGAGAGAAUGUCAUCACGAAAUUUAUGUGUUUUCCGUCAACAAAGACGUUUUUUUGUUCGCCAGACCACUCAGUGAUGUUUUUUAGGUUGAGCGCAUGAUGAUCAGAUGAUGAUCGUUCUCUCAUCGGCAAGCCUGCUUUAGCAAGUGAAUUCUUUGAAAUCCUACAUUGCUGAAACAGAAUGAAUUUUGGGUCUAUUUGCAUUAGAUUGUGGGUUCCGAGAAAAAAAAAAUUUUAUAAUCGAGUGAAGUUUCUGAUACUUACGAGAAUCAUCUUCAGAUGUGUAAAACUGAGGCUUGUGUCUAAGUUGCGUGCAGUUGGUAUGUUUUCACAAGACAUCACAAAAGAGGUUUCUUAGGGCCAGACUCAGCAAAGUGCUUUUCACGCGCGCUAGUUGGUUAGUAUGGAAGUGAUUUGCAGUCUUAUUUACCACUGGGCAGCCGAAGACCAUUUCUCGGGGUAUCGACAGAUAUAAACUAAUGUUUUGGUUUC